Medicago truncatula (barrel medic) is the source of this 1248-nucleotide messenger RNA. RefSeq names its product plant UBX domain-containing protein 7. Lineage: Eukaryota; Viridiplantae; Streptophyta; Magnoliopsida; Fabales; Fabaceae. Gene Ontology annotation, molecular function: ubiquitin binding. Gene Ontology annotation, cellular component: nucleus. The record is from RefSeq and is a predicted model, not a curated record. Gene Ontology annotation, biological process: proteasome-mediated ubiquitin-dependent protein catabolic process. The transcript has 7 exons. The coding region runs from base 176 to 1036 and encodes 286 amino acids.
UUGGGUUAUAAUUUACGACUACUAAGGAAGGAAGGGUGAAGUGGCGAAACAUGUAAGCAUUUCUUGAUAAGGCAAGAAAACAAAAAAAAGAAUUGGUGAAGAAAGUAGAAAGAAAGAGUGAACAUAAAAUCAUCAUCGUCCUCGUCGAAACCCUAAUUCCAAAAUCAGAAAUUGAAUGGAAGGAAUGACGUUAUCUUAUCCCACCGAUGAAGAAACUUUGGUAUCUUACUUCCUUGAAAUCGCUAGAGGCCAAACCGCUGCCACCGCUAAACACUUCCUUCAGGCUACGAGUUGGAAUCUAGAGGAAGCUCUUAAGCUGUUCUUAUCUGGUACUAAACCGCCAUUGAUGGAUACUGCAAAUCAAAUUGAUCCUUCUUCUCCUUUGCCUCUUAUUAAGGAGACUCUUGAAUCGGAGCAAGGUGCUUCCUCUACAUCAGAGAGUGACAAACUUGCUUAUCUCUAUCACCCUCCUUUUCAUCUAAUGUUCAAUGGUUCUUUUAUUAAGGCAAAGUUUGCUGCUUCUAUGCAGGACAAGUGGUUAAUUGUGAACAUACAAUCUACCAAGGAAUUCAGUUCACUUAUGCUUAAUCGGGAUACAUGGGCAAACGAUGCUGUUUCUCAGAUCAUUAGUACAAACUUCAUAUUCUGGCUGGUAUAUGAUGAUACAACUGAAGGCCACAAGGUCUGCACUGAUUACAGACUGGAUUUGAUUCCUGUCGUGCUUAUUAUUGAUCCCAUCACUGGUCAAAAGAUACGCUCCUGGGGAGGAAUGAUUCAACCUGAAAGUUUAAUUGAAGGUCUGCUAACAUUCCUUGAUGCUGGUCCUAGAGGAAGUUCCAGCCGACCAAAAACUAAAGCUACUGUAGAUUCAGAAUCGAGUGAAGAGGAGGAUGAGGAAGUUCAAAGAAAACUAGCAGCUUCAUUGGAAAGCGUGAAAGAAUCAAGUGAAAUGACCGGAGGAGAUAAUAAAGAUGCAAAUGUUGCUGGCAACUUGCAAGAAACAACCUCACUAGAGUUUGAGAAACUCAGGAUAUGAUGACAGGGAAAGUUGGUUAGAUCAGAAAUGUAAUUUUGAUAUUUUGAAAAAAUAUCCAGUACCAUACUUUUGAAAACAUAUAUCUUUUUUUGGAUAUUUCUUGGAUAUAUGUAUAUAUCCAAGUGUACAGUAGAAUUAUCAGUGUCCAUUACAUGUAUGACACAGACACAUAUCUCGUUACAUCUGACCCAUCCCGUCUCUGUUCCUUCUCA